CCGAAAUGGCCGUCUCCGAGCUCGCUUGCAUCUACUCUGCUCUCAUCCUUCACGACGAUGAGGUUACAGUCACGGCCCUGAACAAUGUAAACAUUGCUAGUCUCAUCUGCAAUGUAGGAGUUGGUGGACCUGCCCCAGCAGCUGGUGGUGCUGCCCCUGCUGGAGGUGCUGCUCCUGCUAGCACAGCUGCCCCAACUGAGGAGAAGAAGAAAGAGGAAGCAAAAAAAAAAAAAGAGUCCGAGGAGUCUGAUGAUGACAUGGGCUUUGGUCUGUUUGACUAA
This is a messenger RNA of Dromiciops gliroides (monito del monte), 281 nucleotides long. RefSeq names its product 60S acidic ribosomal protein P1-like. Lineage: Eukaryota; Metazoa; Chordata; Mammalia; Microbiotheria; Microbiotheriidae. Gene Ontology annotation, cellular component: ribosome; cytosolic large ribosomal subunit. The coding region runs from base 6 to 281 and encodes 91 amino acids. Gene Ontology annotation, molecular function: structural constituent of ribosome; protein kinase activator activity; ribonucleoprotein complex binding. The transcript has 2 exons. The record is from RefSeq and is a predicted model, not a curated record. Gene Ontology annotation, biological process: translational elongation; cytoplasmic translation.